This is a messenger RNA of Durusdinium trenchii, 1842 nucleotides long. Lineage: Eukaryota; Dinophyceae; Suessiales; Symbiodiniaceae. The record is from the annotation of a GenBank genome assembly.
AUGGCAGGGCGCCGGUCAACGGAAUCUCAGAUGGAGGCAGAUUUGAUUGCUGACGCUGGACUGUCCCUAUCACUAGCAGGUGGAAACAAGCAGUUGGCCAAGCAGUUUGGCUUCUCAGGCUUGGCUGGCCGUGUUUUGUUGGACGACCUGUCCAAGAUGUCCCUGCCGAUGCCAGCGGUGUCCAUCCUGUGGCCGGAGGUUCUUUCAGAGAACUUUAAGUUGCUGAAUCAGCGCUAUCCCAUGCAUGAAGCAGACACAUCUCGUAGGCUGAUGAUGGCAUUCGAUGCCACAUAUUUGACACAGCGCCUUGGCCAGGCAACCCUUCAUGGAACCAGAGGCCUCAUUGGAGGGGCAUACAUGCCGGAGCAAGAGGAGCAUGCCUUCAUUGACAUGGACAGGGAAGGGUUGGACGUAAAGGCUGUUCCUCGAGCUCAAACCAUGCUGGAGUUUCUUGUGUGGGACCCAUGUGGAAAGGACAAGCUUCCUUUGUCAGUGUGCAUGAUUCCAAUGGAGUACACUUUGAAAGGUGUGCAUGCAGUGCACCGGGGCUGCUGGACUAUGCUGAACAUUGUGGGAAAGGUUCUAGCAAACAGUGGCUCAGUUGUCAAGGGGUUGACAUUCGAUGCGCACGGCUCACAUGAGUUUAUCCGAAGAUGCAUCCAUGGAACCUUUGAAGACAUUGACAUGACUGAGUUGAAGGAAAUCCCCUUCUUCAGUGAACUGAAGCACUACUCUUUGCCGCACAACUGCCUCCCUCGGUUACCCAUCAAGAUCUGCUAUCACAAAGAUGAGGUCUUUUGGUGCGUGCCAGGGGCAUGGGCUUUACCAUUCAUACCACUGUGCUUGCGCUUUGCUUGUGUGGUAUCCUUCAUCGUGACCUUGACCUUGCAGACCGAUGUGAGAACUGCAUCACUGGACUUGAAGACUUCCAAGCUGCUAGAUCUGGCCAAACCCAGGCGCCAGCGUUCUGAGAAGCCUUUGUCAGACACAGAGUUGCUUGAUGUGAAACAGAAGUACUUCACAGCCUGCAGCAGUGCCGAAUGUUUUUGGGAUGCGCCAGAGGAUAUUCAGGAAGAGGAGGAGACCGCAGAUAAUUUGGAAGAGACUGUGGAUUGCCUUGCCUUCCUGAAGCAGCUGCAGGAUGAGCAAAAGUUGCUUGCAGAUGAGGAGGUGGCCACGAGCAAGGAAGCUGCAGCUGAUGCACAGCCUGCUGAUAGCUUUGAGGCAGGCUUUUCAAAUAUCCCUGACAGCGAUCAACUUCGACAGCUCAUGGAGAAGCCGGGGGAUUUGUUCAACCACCUGUUCCGGCUGAACCUCAAGCUGAGGAGCACCAAAGGCGUUGAGCCAUGGAGCAACGAUGGGGACAUGAAGUUUUUCUUGACCCCAGAGAGCGCCGAAGCCUUGGUGAAUGCUCCAAAAGUCAACGUGUGGGAAGUUGGUGCCACCAUGACACGAGGGCAAGCAAAGGCUGCGGCUAAAGACACAAAUCGCAGUCGCAAAUUUGCUUCUCGCGGCUUGCGAGAGGAGAAGGGCAAGGACACUAGUGCAGGAAAUAAGCUCCUGAAGUCGAAGGACAAGAAGAACGGUGCCCAGAAACCGGCAGCAGAUCUCAAGAACCCGGUGGCUGCGGACUACAAGAGAACCGCAUCAGGAGAAGCAGCCAUCCGAAUCCAGUUGGAGCGUUUGCUGGAGAUUCACAAUGACAUCUACCAGGAGUCACCCAUCUUCGAUGUGAAUGGCAAAUGCAGGAUGGCUUUCGAAGUUGUCAAAAACCUCACGUGGGAUACGCUGCUGAAGUGUGCACCGCAAGCCUUGAGCGCCAUGCAUCUUGACAUAAUCUGA